Zootoca vivipara (common lizard) is the source of this 4085-nucleotide messenger RNA. It is a transcript of the gene ZNF410, whose product is annotated as zinc finger protein 410. The record is from RefSeq and is a predicted model, not a curated record. Gene Ontology annotation, cellular component: chromatin; transcription regulator complex; PcG protein complex. Gene Ontology annotation, molecular function: DNA-binding transcription factor activity, RNA polymerase II-specific; RNA polymerase II cis-regulatory region sequence-specific DNA binding. Gene Ontology annotation, biological process: regulation of transcription by RNA polymerase II. Lineage: Eukaryota; Metazoa; Chordata; Lepidosauria; Squamata; Lacertidae.
CGGGGAAGGAGCGGGGGGGGGGGGAGGAGGGGGCGCGAGACUACGUCUUUUACGCGCCCUCCGCCCACGCGUUCCCUUCCCUCACUCCGAGUGGUCUCGCCGGGGUGUCGCCACCGCCGCCUCCCUGCUCCCGUUUCCCUCAGUUCUUGGGUCCAGCCCGGUCCGUGAGAAAAGCCCUUCCUUCUCCGCUCUUGGUGCCGUGGGAGCGGCCUGGGUCUUCCUCGGCCUUGUCGCCGAUAUGGGACGGGUCUUUGCUUCUUCCCCUCUCAGCGCCCGCCCGCGGGGGCUUAUCCGGAUCCAGGGGCUGGUGGGUGACUCCGGGUGACCCAGUCCAGAAGGUGGCCUGGUUGUUGCUUAGGCCCCGGAAAGUUUUCCGGUGUCUCACGAGGGGUCGUUUUGUUGGAUGAACCACUUUAGCCCCGACUCUCCCGGGUCUUCACGAACCUCUGCCUCCUUGGGUGGUUGGAAGGCUCCGCUGUCCUCAAUGUUCAAAGUAAGGAAAAGUUUAGGAUUAAGCCUUGGUAUGUAUACCAAUGGGUCCCACUCCCCCCCUUUUCAUCAGCGCACGUGGGGUUUCAUAGGGUUAUGUCAACAAAAAAAGUCAGACUCCUGCCCUGAAGAGCUUUGCAUGAUAAUAGCUGGGAUAUUUAUUAUUUUUGUUAUUUGUCGAAUUUAUACCGCUCCAUAAGCAGCCCUGGGCAGCAAUCGAGGAUAGGCAGUAGAGAAAGAUGAUGAGGGAGAGAUGGAAGAAGCAGUGAAAACCGAGGACACGUGUGAGCAAAUUGGUUUUAAGACAGACAUACUGUAAAGACAUAUUGCUUGGGAAUAAGGAUUAAGAGGUCUUGAACACAUCCAGCCCUGACAUCAGCACCUGGCACACACAGGCGGCUGCCAGGACCCAUGCAGUCAAGUGGGGCGGACUGGCGGCAACUCCUACUGUCUUUGAGUGUGUUUUCCCUCCCACACUGGACACUAUUUAGUAGACCUUCUCAAGUAGUGUUAGCAGUAGUUGGAUUCUCUAACCCCCCCCCCCCGUGUUGCUAUUCAGCUUUUGACUUGUGACCUUAACCAGGUUGCGCUUCCCAAUGGAUGUAGUAGCUCCCAUUUUUUUAAACAUUCUACUGUAUGUGCAAAUGCUGUGCAGCGUAUAAUGUAGUGAUAACCCCGCUGGGUGCUCUGUAGCAUUAAGGUUUCUGGCCGCUCACUUCCUAUAGGAAUUGCACUUCCUCUGAGUAAGGUCAUGGGGGGUUAUAAUCAUUGUACAACCAGCUAAAAUGGGAGGUAUAUGGUGGUUGUAACACCAGUGGCACCGUCAUGAAGGCCAGGGGAGCCUUUUGGCUGCACUAUGCUGCUGUGCUGAGGACUUGCUGAAGCUUGGAGCUGGCCUUGAAAGUAUCUGGAAUGAGUUUGAAGGAAGAGAGAAAGAAGUGAAUUCUAGGCAUAUGUGAAAACAGGAGAGAAUGGACAGCUGCUUAAGAACUGGUUAAACUGAAUAGCUCUCUACUACGGCUUCUCCUAAGAAGAUCCUCACAAAGCUGUGAGGCUGGAAUAUAUUUAUAAACACAGAACGUUGUUCACUUUGAACUCUUAAGCUUUGUGCCUUAUCCAGAUUGACUUUGGGAAUCGGAAACUUGAAUCAAUGUUAUCGGAUGAGUUAGAGUCUAAACCAGAGCUGCUGGUUCAAUUUGUUCAGAACACAUCUAUUCCACUAGGACAGGAGCUUGUGGAAUCAGAACCUAAAGAUAUAACCUGUUUGUCUCUCCUUCCUGUUACUGAACCCCAAGAAUGCAACAGACUGAUGUUGCCAGAUGACUCUCCAGGUCAUACUAGCUCCUCAAAGGAUGUCUCCUCUUCUGCUGUUUUGCGAAGCCUCCAGGUGAACGUUGGCCCUGAUGGUGAGGAGACAAGGGCACAAACAGUACAGAAACCACCUGAGCUUCUGCCAAGCCCUGAUACUUCUAGCUUAUUGCAAGACCUCCAACCCACUGAUAGCACUUCUUUUAUCCUUCUCAAUUUAACACGAACAGGCCUAGGUUCUCCCUCAGAGCACUUGGUGUUUGUCCAAGAUGAAGCAGAAGAUUCUGGGAAUGAUUUCUUCUCGAAUGAUAGCACCGACAGCAGUACCCCAUGGUUUUUGCGAGUGCAGGAACUGGCUCAUGACAGUUUGAUUGCUGCCACUCGAGCACAGCUCGCAAAGAAUGCCAAAGCAAGCAAUAAUGGUGAAAAUGUUCAUGUUUGCUCAGGAGACCCUCAACCGAAAGAAUCCAGCCCUAUCCCUCAUUUGCCUCGGGUGGAGAAAAAGUUGAAAUGUACAGUUGAGGGCUGUGACAGGACAUUUGUGUGGCCGGCCCACUUCAAAUACCACUUAAAGACUCACAGGAAUGACCGUUCCUUCAUUUGUCCAGCAAAAGAUUGUGGGAAAAGCUUCUAUGUCCUGCAGAGGCUGAAGGUGCACAUGAGAACGCACAAUGGUGAGAAACCAUUCAUCUGCACUGAGCUAGGUUGUGGGAAGCAGUUCACGACAGCUGGGAACCUGAAGAAUCACCUGCGGAUUCAUACUGGGGAAAAGCCCUUCUUAUGUGAGGCUCAGGGCUGUGGUCGCUCCUUUGCUGAAUACUCCAGCCUUCGGAAACACCUAGUUGUCCAUUCAGGAGUAAAGCCCCACCAGUGUCAAAUCUGUGGGAAGACAUUUUCUCAGAGUGGUAGUAGGAAUGUACACAUGAAGAAACAUCAUUCCAGAGUUGGAACAGAUAGCAACAGACAACAUGAACAAACAGAGUCAUUGAUGGGCAGUAGUUUGUUGGAAGAAUCUGAAGUGCACAGUAAGAAUCUGGUGCCCAUGAGCUCACCUCCCAGCCUUGGUGUAGAAUCCUUGCACUUGCCAGACACGGAAUCAAUUAUUGGUGUAAAGGAAGAGGUUCUUGCUGAAGCAGCAACAAACUCUCUCCAUGCUGCAUCUGAUGUGGUUUUGCCAUCUCAUCACCUGAUGCCCAUGUCAACAUCAAGACACUCCUAUGGGGUGUCAUCUUUACUACAGUAAAUCUACAGUUACAAAAGGAAGAGCAAAUGAAUGAAGUAUUCAACACAAGAUAUGAAGCUAAAGAAGAGGCUUGUGUGAAGAUGGGCUCAAGAAACCAUGUGGUACUUGAAUCCCCAGAGCUUAUGCUGUGCCUCUAGUGUACUUAUUGUGACCUGUCAGACCAGAGGCCUGGAAUAUGGUUCGCUUCAAUCACUGAAACCUCUGAAGAAGGGCUUCAGGAGCUUUUACUAAUGUCUGAACAGGGUACUGUUCCUGUUGAACCUGGCACCCCAAAGGCGAGGAGGUAAUGCUCUUGGAACUAGUUUCUAGCCACUUUUUUCUCUCCUGAAGCUGACCAUAAGCUCAGCAUUAUAUUGACUCGUUCUUCUUGGAGGAGUAUCUUUAGAUGGUAGUGAAUUCUGCAACAAGGCACUGCAGUUCUGUUCUUGCUUCUGAAUUAUCAGGUGGUUUGUGGUUUCUCUUUGAGCUAGAUCUUCCAGAUCUCCUUGCUUGGUGCGGAUACACUCUCUAAUCUGGUUUCUGCUCCAAACUGAAGACGUGAUGUUGUUCAGAGGAUUGCCUCAGACACCCUUGCUUCUUGCUGUGAUUUUAAUUUCUAAUUAUUAGGGCUUAAUUUAAAAAAUCAGAGGUAGAAUCUAUUCAGUAUUCUUCAGUUGUAAAUAAACUAUCUACUUCCAACUCCUGAUAUUUAUGUAUUUUGUGUUUUUCUUAAUUCAUAACUUUGCCUAUUCAAAGAUGCUCAUGGGUAGUACCUUAAAGCCAAGUACCAAGCAGUUAUAUGUAAUACAAAACCCUAUUACUAUAUAUGUAAAACAAUUAAACAGAAAAAAUAGAACAAAAAUGAGCAAGAAUGUUCUCACUGGCCACUGUACCGACAGCACUGUUGCUGAAACGUCUCAUAUAGCUUCCUUCAACUUUAAAUUUUUUGGGGGGGGGGGUCACCUUUCUACAUUAUAGUUUAAAGGCCAUAUAUUUUUGUGAACAUAUAAAAAGGUGAAAACAAUGAAUCUUGUAAUGCCUUUAAGGUCAAGCACAUUUAUUAUAG